CCACAAGAAUCUUUCCACCGAUAUUCUCAACCUGAUUCAUUCUAUUUGUUGCCAACAUCGGACCAUCGCGAGCACAAACACUGGUUGUUGUUUACAGUAAGGAGCUUCAACCAGCAACAAGCAAGAAAAUCGAGCAAUCAACUGCCGUAUCUCACCAGUGGCUCAGAAGAAGGCCCUGUGCCCACCCGAAAUUUGUCCAACAACCCUCCGUGCCCGGCCCGGGAAUCCGUGCAAGAACCCCCCACAGGAGAGUUGAAGAAAAAUAGAAAUUCGGCAGGGGAAGGGGAAGAAAGAAAAAAAAAAAGCAAAGACUACAGGAGAGAAGCGUUAAAAGCACUCAAUCGGUCAUUUAGUACUCGGUCAGUACCACGGACACCGACAGCACAGGCAGAAAGGGUACGGUAGACAAUUGUUGCCCCAAUAAAUCGCCCACUCAAUCCCCUCCUGCUUACUUCCUAUCAACUUCUCUGCAGGAAGAUACGGGGAGAGAGAUCACUUUUUGGGUACUGUAGCUUUUAUUUUCGACUACCCCACAGCAAAGUUAGUCAGUCAACCUUCUGGUCUCUGCCAUUCUAUUCUCCUGCAACCGGCAAGAAAUAGUUGCAGUGGCACCCACUUUUCCUCAAUCAGCCCCUUCUUCACACACACACACCAUCACCCCACACCCCCUGGAUUUGGGGCGUGCGAUCUUCUCUCCCACAUUUGUCUCAAACCCCUCUGCCUCUGGCACACUUGACGCACGCGAUCUGCCGCUAGCCAUCGUGAUCUGUCCGUCAAAAGGCCCUCCUUCGCCGUCCCAUCUUGAUCCUGAACGGCCAUCUUGAACACCCCAUCUCUGCUAUCUCUUAGCUAUCUUCUCAUUCAUCUACCUAUCCGUUCACAGCAACUCCCCCCCCCCAAUAAUACAUUCACCCAUCCCAUUAGCACCUACUCCAUCUCUUCCCCCUUCGUCCCCAUCCUAUCCCUAACUACCGUACUCUCUCCGCCAAAAUAUCUUUCAAGCUGCCUAAAGCACCCUUCCCUCUAUACACUUUAAUACCAAUGAAUACCCAUCUCCCGAGAGCAGGGCCCCAGUCCCUUCACCGCUCCAUUCCGCCCAGUAUAUCGUUACAACGCCCAUCUCGAUCACGAUUUCGCCAUGGCCGCUCAAGAGAGAAGGGAACACCAGGUUUCUUAACCCAGACGGUUGCUGAUAUCCGUCGGAAAUUUCUGGAGCUAGAGCUAUUGCAGAGCGAGCGGCUGCGCGAUAACGAAGACACUCAAUGGAAAAUUGAUGAUAGCAAUGAAGUCAGGAUACGAAAUAGGUACUGCAAUAUUGCGCCCUGGGACAGUAACCGAGUAAGACUACGCGUGCCUACCGAGCACUGUGAUUAUAUCAAUGCCUCGCCAAUCGUUUUGAAGGGUCGGAACGGGUCAAUAAAGCGGUAUAUCGCUACACAGGGACCGAAGGAAGGACAAUUCAACCACAUAUGGCGAAUGGUCUGGCAAGAGACUUCCGAUGUCGCUGUAAUAGUCAUGCUCACGAAGACUUUCGAACUGGGGCGGGAUAAAUGCUUCCAGUACUUUCCUGAAAAGCUUGAUGAUAAGCCUUGGACUGUUGAUGGUGAUGAGGAGUUUGGAGACGGUUUCAAGGCGACGAUAAGCCUUUUGGAGAAGACUAAGGAUAAGCGAAGUUCAUGCACUGUGCGAAAAAUUUCGUUAAAGGUUGGUGAGAAGGAGAAGAUUGUGUGGCAUCUGUUGUUUAAAGGAUGGCCGGACUUCAAUGUUCCCGAGGGAGACAAUCGAAGCGCGUUGUUGGAGGCAAUCAAGUUGGCCAAUGAGAAGAACAGUGGUCCUCAGAACCCACUGAUUGUCCAUUGCAGCGCCGGAGUUGGCCGAUCAGGAACGUUCAUCACCCUAGACCAUUUCCUUCGUGAAAUCGAUGCGGGCACUAUUUCCGCUGACGAGCGUGAAGAUCCGGUUUUUGAGGUGGUGAAUCGGCUUCGUGAACAAAGAAUGUACAUGGUGCAGAGCCAGGUCCAGUAUGAAUUCUUAUACCAAGUAUUGAAGGAGAGGUUCCAACGAAGAGCAAAGUCGGCCUCUCCGCCAACAGUUCCGUUAGAUGACCCGGCGGAGACGGAUUCAGAGUUCGAGAAUGGCCAAGGCGGGGUGCGGUUGCAUUAACUCUGCUGGCGACUCCUGUUUGAGUGUGUAGUGUGGAUACACCAACCUCUAUUUUCUCUUUUUUUUCUUUUUUUCUUGACUAUUUCACGCUUGGCGUUUGUUCUGUACCACUUUUAUUAAUAUCCUUUGGAUUGCGCCAACUCACGGUUUACUGUUGUUGUUUUUUUCAUUUUUUCAUUUAUUUUAUUUCUUUCCGUAGUUGCGGUAGGGAAAUGGAGGAUAAAGAUAAAGGCACAGGAGUUUUUUGUUUUUGUUUAAAGUUUCUCCUUUUGUAUUAUUCACUCAAAGCUACUCAAGCCCUUCGCCCUAUACCUGUU
Molecule: messenger RNA, 2480 nt
Organism: Tuber melanosporum (Perigord truffle)
Lineage: Eukaryota; Fungi; Ascomycota; Pezizomycetes; Pezizales; Tuberaceae
Exons: 4
Coding region: 1042-2163 (373 amino acids)
Biological process (GO): protein dephosphorylation
Molecular function (GO): protein tyrosine phosphatase activity
Source: RefSeq, a predicted model, not a curated record